Molecule: messenger RNA, 1148 nt
Organism: Drosophila navojoa
Lineage: Eukaryota; Metazoa; Arthropoda; Insecta; Diptera; Drosophilidae
Gene: cuff
Product: cutoff
Biological process (GO): NAD-cap decapping; nuclear-transcribed mRNA catabolic process
Cellular component (GO): cytosol; nucleus
Source: RefSeq, a predicted model, not a curated record
CUUUUGAAAUGUUUUCAAAUUACGAAGUGUUAGAGAUUAAUGCGCGGGUGACUCCGCCACAGGAUAAAGUAUCGUUUCCCACGGUUAAAGUUCCAUCGCAUGUGGGUGAAUACAGUUUGUCACCCGAGGGACAUUUUGAGAAUUCGUCUGCGCGAAUUUGUUUUUUAAGUCAGCCAGCGCUCAUUCAACUUCCAAUUGCACUAGCCCUAUGUAACGAAGACGCGGGAGGACUUUCCAUACCCAAGCCACGGUAUUUGGACAAUUUCUUCUACUUUUUGCGGUGCUCGUUUAAAAACUUUAUAAAACGCAAUGAUGAGGGAGUUUUGCACUUAGAUGCGGAUAUUGUUUGCAGCCUUGAGGCUUUACAGUUAAUCAUGUGCGCACCGUAUGAGUACAAAAAAAACUGGACUCUAGCCAUUAGCAAAUAUCGGAAUACGAUAUACAUGUGUCCGGUGCAAAAUACUCAACAAGCUUUAUCACAGCCAAUAGAUUUAUUGAAGGCAAAAUGGAUGAGAGCAUUGAGAAAACGCUGCCUGAUCGCCGGAGUUCACCCCACUGGAAUUUCGAAUGGAUCUCAAGACCGGAACUUAGAAGGCCAAUAUUAUUGUAUCUUCAGAACUGAAAUUUCUGGCAUACAUGUGCUCUUUGAUGCGCCCAUUCUAGCGGAGCACUCGAUCAAUACUAGUUUCGGUUUGCCAAAAACCUUUGUGGAUCUAAAAUUACGUACGAUUAAAAUGAAACCCUCGGAAUGGGCUAACCAUAAUCGCAGUGAUGUGCUCAAAUGGUGGGUCGAAUCUUUUCUAACUGGCAUUGAGAAGAUUUAUAUAGCUUAUCAUGAUAGACAGGGAAACGUACACAAGAUUAUAAACAGGAAGCUGCGUGAGCUGUGGCGGGACUGUGAGCACGACUGGUCACCUAAUAUCUGUGGGCAUUUUCUGAGUCGUUGUUUGGGCAACAUUAAAACGCUGUUGGCUAAUGUGGACAGCGCCAGCACAGUAUAUCUCUUAGAAUACGAUGCGGAGAAUGGAAAUCUUAGAUAUAAAUAUGCAACGGAGCGAAGCGAAUAUACGUUCAUACCCGAUUGGUUUCGCUUGAUGAUGGAGGAGAGCUUAGAGCAUCUAAAUGCGGCGACUCAAUUCCAAAUAUGA